Molecule: messenger RNA, 1911 nt
Organism: Dipodomys spectabilis (banner-tailed kangaroo rat)
Lineage: Eukaryota; Metazoa; Chordata; Mammalia; Rodentia; Heteromyidae
Gene: Il36r
Product: interleukin 1 receptor like 2
Exons: 12
Coding region: 268-1911 (547 amino acids)
Biological process (GO): signal transduction; regulation of inflammatory response
Molecular function (GO): interleukin-1 receptor activity
Source: RefSeq, a predicted model, not a curated record
UUGGAGGGAGCCAGAGAUCAGGACUGCUGGGCGCGUCCCGGACCGGUUGGGCGACUUAGGGGUCCUGGCCAAGGUCCCUCAGCUCUCAGCUCCUUGGGUUCUAAGCGAAGGCGCGCGCAGGGAGCGAACAGGAGCUGGGAAGGGCCGGGUUUUGCGGAGCAGAAGAUGGACAGCUCCCCAUUCUGAAGCCUCAAAUGGGGGUGCUGGCUUGGCUGCUCUGCGGGGGCGGUCUUCGCGCUUCCACUUGCCGGCGGAGCAGGAGCAGAUAUGUGUGAGGUUGCUAGAAUGAGAAAUGAGGUAAUAGCUGUGGACCAGGCUUUUGCUUUCAAUUGCACGAAACCUUCAAUACCAAAUGAGGAAGUACGUGUAACAUGGUUUAAUCCUAGAAAAAGUCAAGUCUCCAAAGACAUACAACACAGAAUUCACCAGGAACAAACAUGGAUUUUAUUUCUUCCCUUGAAACUAGAGGACUCCGGGAUCUACCAAUGUAUUAUAAAGAAUGCCAACAGUUGUUACAGAAUACCCAUGAACCUCACUGUUUUUAUAAAACACUGGUGUGCCACUUCCAGAACGACUCUAGAAAAUUUGUCAGAUGAGUACCAACAAACACUCCAUCUGGGAAUAUCUGGCAGUCUCAUGUGCCACCUGAAUUUCCCAGAGACUUUGCUCGUGGAUUCAAUAAAGUGGUAUAAGGGCUGUGAAGAGAUUGAAUCAAUAGGGAAGCAGUUUGAACCUCGAGGGAUGAGACUUUAUGUGAACACUGUGUCUGAACAGGACAGUGGGAGUUAUGCCUGCAAAGCUAUAUUGAAUCAUGCAGGGGCACAGUACACAGUUUUAAAUAGCAUCUCGGUGGACAUCACAGAAAGAAUUGAAAAUGGAGGAAGAAUCCCUAAAAUCAUUUAUCCAAAAAACAAUUCCAUUGAAGUGAAACUUGGCUCCCGCCUCAUUGUGGACUGCAAUAUAACAGAUGUGAAGGAGAACACGAACCUGCGAUGCUGGAAAUUCAACAACAGUCUGGUGGAUGAUUACUACAAUGACUCCAAGCGCGUUCAAGAAGGAGUUGAAACCAAUGUUUCUUUUCCAGACCACAAUUUUUACACAGUAAACAUAACCUUCCUGGAAGUGAAGAUGGAAGAUUAUGGCAUACCUUUCAUGUGUCAUGCUGGAGUAUCUGUCGCAUACAUUGUAUUAAGGCUGCCAGCUCCAAAUUUUCAAGCCUACUUGAUAGGAGGGCUAGUCACCUUGGCAAUUUUGGUUGUAUCUGUUCUACUGAUCUACAACAAUUUUAAGAUUGACCUGGUACUUUGGUAUCGAAGUGCCUUCUAUUCUCCGGGGGCCAUCGAAGACAGGAAGCUGUAUGAUGCCUACGUCUUAUAUCCCAAGCCUCAGAGAGAAAGCCAGAGCCAUGAUGUGGACACACUGGUGUUGAAGUACCUGCCAGAGGUGCUGGAGAAGCAGUGUGGAUACAAGCUAUUUAUAUUUGGCAGGGAUGAAUUCCCUGGACAAGCUGUGGCCAAUGUCAUUGAUGAGAAUAUCAAGCUGUGCCGGAGGCUGAUGGUCAUUUUAGCUCCAGAAUCGCUGAGUUUGGGCCUAUUAAAGAACUUGUCCGAAGAACAGAUCGCUGUCUACAAUGCCCUCAUCCAGGAUGGCAUGAAGGUCAUUCUGAUCGAGCUGGGGGCCAUUGAGGACUACAGUGUCAUGCCUGAGUCAAUCCAGUACAUCCGACAAAAACAUGGGGCCAUCCAGUGGCGUGGGGACUUCUCAGAGAAGUCCCAGUGUGCCAAAACCAAGUUUUGGAAAAAAGUGAGGUACCAUAUGCCACCCAGAAGAUGUCCCUCAUCUUCUUCAGUGCAGCUGCAGAGCCAGGUCCCCUGCAGCCACAGGGGAGGGGACAAGGAACUUGUCACUUAG